GCCGCCUGCACCGCGGACUGACCACUCCUUCCGCCGCCCAGCUGUCACGUGACUGGUCGCCUCUCGUGUUAGUGUUUCUAACUUGUGCGCGUGCUCUGCAGCUGAUGUCUCGAGGACCUGAGCCGAGCAUGGAGGUCUCAUUUGUGGGCAAACGGGCUCUGGUCACCGGAGCGGGAAAAGGGAUUGGCCGGCACACGGCUCUGGCUCUGGCACGCCGCGGGGCAAAGGUCACCGCGGUCACGCGCACGCAGGCUGACCUCGACAGCCUGCUGCAGGAGUGUGCGUCCAUCACCCCGGUGUGUGUGGACCUGGCGGACUGGGGGGCCACGGCGGCGGCCCUGCAGGCCGUCGGCCCCGUCGACUUGCUGGUGAACAACGCCGGCUGUGCCAGUUUGCAGCCGCUUCUGGAGGUCACGCCCGACCAGUUUGACCAGUCAUUCAAUGUGAAUGUGAGAGCUGUGUUGCAUGUCUCCCAGAUCGUGGCCCGUGGGAUGAAGGCCAGAGGCUCAGGAGGCUCCAUCGUCAAUGUGUCCAGCCAGGCCUCACAGUGCGCCCUCAGAGACCACGCCGUCUACUGUGCCACUAAAGGAGCCCUGGACAUGCUGACCAGGGUCAUGGCUCUGGAGCUGGGACCCCUGCAGAUCCGCGUGAACAGCGUGAACCCCACCGUGGUGAUGACCGACAUGGGGCGGCUGGCCUGGAGCGACCCACACAAGUCCAACACCAUGCUGGCCCGCAUCCCCCUGGGCCGCUUCGCAGAGGUGGAGGACGUGGUGAACGCCAUCUUAUUCCUGCUGAGUGACUCGAGCACCAUGAUCAACGGCGUGUCCCUGCCGGUGGACGGAGGCUUCCUGGCCUGCUGAGCAGCGACAAUGAAUCCAUCCGUUAUCCGCCACUUCUUCAGUUGUUUAAGAAGCUUCAUCCAGAAGACAUUGAAUCUCAGUUAGAUGUAAAUAUUCAGGACUAACAAGACCAACUCUCUGGAUUCAUUAAUUAAGUUCAAUAACUUGAUGCCGUAAAGCCUGUUACAACUUCAGGAACAGUCAAAUCCUCCCGUUAGACAAGAUGAAAGAAUGGUCAAAUAUAUAUAUAUAUAUAUAUAUUUGUAUAAAUAUAUAUAAUGAAAUGAGUGAUUAGGCCCUCUGAGGCUAAUUUGUGAUUUUGGGCUUUACAAAAUAAACUGAAUUGAAUUAUA
Molecule: messenger RNA, 1195 nt
Organism: Pseudoliparis swirei
Lineage: Eukaryota; Metazoa; Chordata; Actinopteri; Perciformes; Liparidae
Gene: dcxr
Product: dicarbonyl/L-xylulose reductase
Exons: 8
Coding region: 105-863 (252 amino acids)
Biological process (GO): glucose metabolic process; xylulose metabolic process
Molecular function (GO): carbonyl reductase (NADPH) activity; L-xylulose reductase (NADPH) activity
Source: RefSeq, a predicted model, not a curated record